This is a messenger RNA of Arachis ipaensis, 1515 nucleotides long. RefSeq lists its product as uncharacterized. The record is from RefSeq and is a predicted model, not a curated record. Lineage: Eukaryota; Viridiplantae; Streptophyta; Magnoliopsida; Fabales; Fabaceae.
AUGGUAUUGGCGUUGGAAUCGAAGAACAAAUUCGGUUUCGUGGAUAGAACGAUAACCAAACCAGAGAAGGGCGAUAGCUUGUUUGAACCCUGGAAAAGGUGUAAUACGUACGUAGUGUCUUGGCUUAAUCUUUCUCUGGAGUCAAGCAUAUCUCAAUCGGGUGAUAUGUACAGAGUGGCUGAGCUUCAAGAAGAAUUGUGUGCCAUAAGACAAAGCGAACUUGAUGUAACUUCAUAUUACACAAGAUUGAAGACAAUUUGGGAAGAGCUUGAUAAUUUUAGAAGCAUUCCAGUGUGCCAAUGUGGCGUAACCUUUAAUUGUGGAUUAGAAGUAAUUAGGAGUCACAGCUUGAACGAUGUAUUUGCGAUGCUCACCCAACAAGAAAGACAAUUCCAAAGUGAAUUGCUCUCCCCACAGAUCGUGAACAAUUCUACUCCUUCCUUGAACUUUGUGGAAUCUGGACAAAAUAGAGGGAGAGGAAGAGGUAGAGGAGGAAGAAAUCAAGGCGGAAGAGGACAAAGUAGAAAGGUGCAAUGUGCACAUUGUGGGAAGCUAGGACACAAUAUUGAAUCAUGCUAUAAGAAGCAUGGUUAUCCUCCACACUUGAAGCAAAUGAAUAGUGGAGAAGCUGCUGUAAACUACAUGGCAACAGCAGAAACUGAGGAAGACAAUGAGAAACUCAGUAGCCAACUGGUUGGAGGUAGGGCUGUCGACUCUGGAUUCACUGCAGAGCAAAGACAAGCUUUAUUAGCACUCUUGGGCAAUUAUGAGCUAAAGCCUAUUCAAAGUACUGACCAAAUUGUAACACAAUCACAAUCACCACCUCAUCAAGGUAAUUUGGUACAUAUUCUUCAAUUCAAAAUAAGUGUUAAAACACUAACAAUUUCAAACAACAAGCGCACUGCAUGGGUAAUUGAUACUGGGGUUACAGACCAUGUAUCAUACUCCCUUGAUAAUUUUCAAACAUAUCACAAAAUUGAUCCAAUUGUAGUGCGGCUACCAGAUGGCACUAUUACAUUCAGUAACACAAUUGGAACAAUACAUUUUUCAAAAAAUCUGUAUUUGAUAAAUGCAUUAUACAUACCUUCUUUCAACUACAAGCUAGUUUCGAUUUCUAAACUCACGGACAAAUUGCAUUGCCAAAUGAUUUUUAAUGACAAACUCUGUGAGAUUCAGGACUGCAGCUCCAUGAGGAUGAUUGGCAAAGCUAAAUCUGAUGGAGGCCUUUAUACACUGAAAGCUGAAGCAAGGAAUCUGCAAUUUGGCACAAGCAUUAACACAUCAUGCAUCAUGAAUAUACAAGGCAUAAGAGAUAAGGACCUAUGGCAUUAUAGACUAGGACAUCUACCAUGUAGUGGUUUAAUUGACAUGAAAAAAUAUUAUAAUUUCAUUACCUAUGACACAGAUGAGAAUCCCUGUAAUGCAUGUCACUUGGCAAAGCAAAAGUUGCUGCCAUUUAGCUUAAGCACUACCAAAUUACAGCAUUGUUUGGAUAUGAUACAUGUAGAUAUAUGA